UCUCUCUCUCUCCCCACUCUGUCUGACACACAUAUAGAUACAGUGGUGUGUAUAGAUGGCGUAAACUAGAUGGCUGAUAGUGCAAGCAAAGCAAACGACUUUUUUUUUAAGCUUCAUCUCCAUCUCUAAAAACUUACUGUUUCCCUCUUUUGUCUGUUGAAAAACAAAACAAAUCUUGUUUCUCUUGUCUCACCACUUGUAUAAUAAGCUAUAAGCUAUAAGCUAUAAGCUGUUUCUUAAUACUAAGUUAUAUACUUCACUCCCAAAAACCCACCUCCAAAAACUCUCUCCAUUUUCUUUCUCUUAAAAUUUCUCUUGUUAAUUUAUAAAACCCAAAACUCUACUUACGACUAAUUCUCUUCUUUCUUCCUUCCUUGUUUCUUCAUUUCCAUUUUUGGUGGAGCUACCUGCAUGCAUCAUCUUGUUUAAUUUAAUUGCUGCUUCUUUCUCUUGUCGCCCUUAUCACUGUCAGUCAAACUUCAGGAGGUUUUUGUUGGUUUUUUUUUUCCUUUUCAUCAUCAAACUUUCAUCAUUAGAAGCUAAUUGAACCAGAAGAUCAAGACUAUCAAGAAGAAGAAGUAACUAAAGAAGAAGAAGAAGGUUUGGUUUUUUAUUAGGGUUUGAUUUGGAUUUUGUUUUCCAAAUCAAAAGAAAACAAAUUUAGAAGUAAUUAAUAAUUAGGGAUAGAUCAAAAAUGGAGCUUUCAAGUCAAGAAGGAGAAAUGCCAAUGCCAAUAAACACAACAUACAGCCAUGGUGCCCACAUCAUCCAUCAUCAUCAUAAUGAUCAUCAUCACAUGCCCAACAAUGGCUCCCCUUCCUCCUUACAAAUCGACCAUUACAACAGCAACAACAACAACAUCAAGACAAAUUCGAAGCAGGUGAUGGUAAUCAAGUAUAAAGAAUGUCUCAAGAACCAUGCAGCCGCCAUGGGAGGUAAUGCCACAGAUGGGUGUGGUGAGUUCAUGCCCAGUGGAGAAGAAGGCACCAUUGAAGCUCUCAACUGCUCAGUCUGCAACUGCCACAGAAAUUUUCACAGAAAAGAAAUGCAAGGUGGUGGUGAUUCUUAUCUCAACAGGAAAAUCAUCUUAGGCCACCACCAUAAGAGUCUUCUACCCUCUGAAACUUUAGGGUAUCCUACAGGAACUCUUAUCUCCUCUAGACCUCACCAGAUGAUCAUGUCUUACAACAUGGGAGGAUCUUUUACUAAUCCUUCUGAUCAAUCUGAUCAUGAACAAGAUCAAGAUGGUGGGAUUUUGGUGGGAAGAGCAGCGAGCCAUCAUCAUCAUCAUCAUCAGAUGGUGAAGAAAAGGUUUAGAACAAAGUUUACCCAAGAACAGAAGGAGAAGAUGCUGAAUUUUGCAGAGAAAGUUGGCUGGAAAAUUCAGAAGCAAGAAGAAGGAGUUGUUCAACAGUUUUGUCAAGAGAUUGGAGUCAAGAGAAGAGUUCUUAAGGUUUGGAUGCAUAACAACAAGCAUAAUCUUGCUAAGAAAAACUCUUCUGAAACACCCAUUGAUCCUGCCACCACCACUACUCCUCCUACUUCAUAAUAUAAACAAAUAUAUAUAUAUAUAAUAUAAAUUAUCCUCAUCAUGAUCUCUAUCUCUCUUAAUCAUAAUAUUAUUAGUAUUAGCCUUGUGUUUUAACCAUCCUUAAUCAAUCAAUAUUUAGGAAAUUAAGGUAUUAAUUAAUCAAGUCUUGAUCUUUGAUCA
Carica papaya (papaya) is the source of this 1711-nucleotide messenger RNA. It is a transcript of the gene HB21, whose product is annotated as homeobox protein 21. Gene Ontology annotation, molecular function: DNA-binding transcription factor activity; transcription cis-regulatory region binding. Gene Ontology annotation, cellular component: nucleus. Lineage: Eukaryota; Viridiplantae; Streptophyta; Magnoliopsida; Brassicales; Caricaceae. The record is from RefSeq and is a predicted model, not a curated record. Gene Ontology annotation, biological process: regulation of developmental process; regulation of DNA-templated transcription.